AUCAACAACAUAUAUGCUUGGAUUUCAAUCUCUCCAUUGAGUGCCUGCCUGCAUGGCUCUCCCUGAAUAAGAUAUUCACACGAUGAAUUCGUUGGCAUUUCUGCGAGGUGCGUUGAGAAACAGUAGCGUUCGCUGCCUGAGCCAUCAAUUCACGCCCACUGUCAGUGGAGGAGCCCGUAAGGCGUGGCUGGACUGCCCCGAUGGACCGGUGAAAGUUCAUGAGGUCAAUGCUAGAUUGACGGAUCUACACGUGACGGCCUCGGCUUUGGCCGGCCUCUCGCUCAAUCAGAUUGAAAUGAGACUACCCUCCUUACUCCCUCGGGAGCAGCCUCUUUCUUGUCCCUCGGAUUCCCGGUCCCGGCGAGUCGAAUCCUUGAUCGUCCCAGAAGUGGAUCGGACCAAGGAGAUCCUGGAACCCGUGCGAGAACCACCCCCGAUCCAACAAGAUCCUCAACCCGAGCAUCAAGUCAAGAAAUACGCCCAUCGAAUGGUCCGCCGCAAGAAGCGCAAGAUCAAGAUCCAUCACAAGAAGAAACGGAGCAAAUUGCAUGCGGCCAAAAUCCGCAAGAAUUUCCUUCAGCUCACCCGACGAGUGGAGUGCCAAUUCCGCAUGGAACUCCUAGCCAAAGUCAAAGUGGCCAAGAAGUUCAAUGCUCAAGUCUUUGUGGAGGAAUACCUGGAGGAUUUACACACGCCUGCCAAACCCUUGACCUAUCAUGGCAAACGAUUGCCCUUAGACGUGGUCCAGGAGCUCUACACGAAAGAUGAAUUGGCCAGCCAGCGGAAAGAGAGCCUGACGCGAGACAUCUUUACCCAGGAACCUUUGAUCGUGCCGGGCGAAACCGUGGCCGACUUCGAAGCCAGAACAAACCUCAAAUGAGUGCUGUUCAAUUUCGGAGCUAGACGCAUUGUCGAAUAAAGCCUUAUCUUGUUUUUGUCUACUAA
Molecule: messenger RNA, 945 nt
Organism: Tigriopus californicus
Lineage: Eukaryota; Metazoa; Arthropoda; Copepoda; Harpacticoida; Harpacticidae
Exons: 1
Coding region: 83-880 (265 amino acids)
Source: RefSeq, a predicted model, not a curated record